AAUGGGAAAAUUUUUUCACCUAUUUUAUAGACAAGAGGCAAUUUCCCUAAUAUUGAAAGAGCACCUAGAAAAAAAAAAAAGAGGAAGAAUAAAAGAAAGAAAAAGCAAAAAAGAAAGAAAAACAGGCAUCAGGAUGUUGGGCUGGGUCCAGAGGGUGCUGCCCCAGCCCCCAGGCACCCCCCAGAAGACCAAGAUGAAGGAAGAGGAAGAGGCAGAGCCAGAGCUGGAGCCAGUAGUGGAGCCGAAGAUAGAACCAGAGCCGCAGCCUGAAACAGCCCCCAAGGAGCCUGAGCCAGAGGUCAAGUCCAUGCCUCCUGAAGAGACACACAAAGACGAGGAAGUGGCUGUGGCUGACCCAAGCCCUCAGGAGACCCAGGAGACUGUCCCUGUUCCACCCACAUCCAUCCAGGCCCAGGUCACUGUGGCUCCAGAAGUAGACAGUCCCAGAGGCUGGGUGAUGAGCUGGUUCAGGAAAGGCAUGGAGAAGGUUGUCCCACAGCCCGUCUUCAGCAAGGAGGACCCAGCUCAGGUCCUUGGGCACUGCAGCACUGAGGAUGAAGGUAUACCCAACGAGGACAGUGGGUCUGGGCCAUGGCUGGUCAGGUGGCUGGAACAGAACCUGGAGAAGGUACUGCCUCAGCCCCCGAAAAAUGCUGAGGACUGGAGAGAUGAGCCCACAGAUGCUCCCUUGGGCCCAGGAAGCCCCGCUGGGACACCUUUAGCUCCUCGCUCUCCCCACUGCUUAGCACCUCCAGAAUCAGCCCCAGAAAUGGAACCCACACCCAAGGCCCUGGAGAGCCCCUCUCUGCCCACUCCUGGCCCCCAAGAGCCCCAGGAGGAGCCAGCUCUAGAGCCCCAGUCUGGGUCCUCCCUGCUGCCUCCCAGGGACCCUGCCAGGUUGGUUGCUUGGGUCCUACACAGGCUGGAGAUGGCCCUGCCACAGCCAGUACUCCAUGGGAAAGUAGGAGAGCAGGAGCCAGACUGCCCUGGGACGUGUGAAGUGCAGACCAUCAGCAUCCUCCCUGGAGGGCAAGUGGAGCCUGACCUCAUCCUAGAGGAGGUUGACCCUGACUGGGAGGAAACCCACCAGAGUGACAACGACAUCCCAGUGGAAACAGCAGUGGUUCUGGUUUACGAAGAAGAGAACGAAGCUGUGGAGGAGAUGCCCAGGGAGCUGCCCCGGAUUGAAGAGGAGGAAGAAGAUAAGGAGGAAGAAGAGGUAGAGAAUAAGGAAGAAGAUGGAGAGGAGGAGGAAGAGGGUGGAGAGAAGGAGGAAGAAGACGUAGAGAACAAGGAAGAUGGAGAGAAGGAGGAAGAGAGCCUGGCACUUAGCAGGGAUCAAGAAACUUCUAACACACCUAACUCCAGUUCUUUUCUCCUGCCCCCUGGUGGUCACAGAGUCCUGCUGGAUAGCUGUUUGGUGGAGCAGGUGUGCGUGGACCAGAGCUCAGUAGAGGAGACUCAGUCCCUGGAGGCCUCGAGUCAGGAGGUGCUGGAGGAGGCUGAGCUUGCGGCUGAGGCUGAGUACAAAGCCAAGGUUGAGUCUGAGUCAGAGGCUGCCAGCUCAGAAGUUCCUGCCACAGAAGAGCACCCAGAAGUGCAGGUGGAAGAUACCGAUGCUGAUAGUCGCCCCCUAGUGUUGGAGGAGAAUCCACCCUUGCCUGAGCUGCAGCCACCGUCUCCUGCCAAAUCUGAUACCCUUGAGGUCCCAGGCUCAGCCUCCGGGACAUACAGGAAUAAGCUGCCCUCUCAGGAUGAAGAGGCUGAAGAGCUCAAGGUGCUGUCACCAGCUGAGUCCCCAGUGGUUGCCUGGUCGGACCCCACCACCCCACAAGACACUGAUGGCAAGGAUCGUGCAGUCUCCACGGCCAGCCAUAAUAGCGCCAUUAUCAAUGACCGGCUCCAGGAGUUGGUGAAGCUCUUCAAAGAGCGGACAGAGAAAGUGAAGGAGAAACUUAUCGACCCUGAUGUCACCUCUGACGAGGAGAGCCCCGCACCCACCCCAGCCAAGAAAGCCCCAGAGCCACCUCCAGACACGAAGCCCCCUGAAGCAGAGCAGGCCGAGGAGGAGCACUAUUGUGACAUGCUCUGCUGCAAGUUCAAGCGGCGGCCCUGGAAGAUGUAUCAGUUUCCCCAGAGCAUCGAUCCGCUAACCAACCUGAUGUAUGUGCUGUGGCUGUUCUUCGUGGUGUUGGCCUGGAACUGGAACUUAUGGCUGAUCCCUGUGCGCUGGGCCUUCCCCUACCAGACGCCAGACAACAUCCACCUCUGGCUGCUGAUGGAUUACGUGUGUGACCUCAUCUACUUCCUGGACAUCACCUUGUUCCAGAUGCGCCUGCAGUUCGUCAGAGGCGGGGACAUCAUUACGGACAAAAAGGACAUGCGAAAUAACUACCUGAAAUCUCAGCGCUUUAAGAUGGACGCACUGAGUCUCCUGCCCUUGGAUUUUCUCUACUUGAAGUUGGGCGUGAACCCCCUCCUUCGUUUGCCCCGGUGUUUAAAGUACAUGGUCUUCUCCGAGUUUAACAACCGCCUGGAAUCCGUGCUCAGCAAGGCCUACAUUUACAGGGUCAUCAGGACCACAGCCUACCUCCUCUACAGCUUGCAUCUGAAUUCCUGUCUUUAUUACUGGGCCUCGGACUACGAGGGCAUCGGCUCCACUCACUGGGUUUAUGAUGGUGUGGGAAACAGUUACAUUCGCUGUUACUACUGGGCUGUGAAGACCCUCAUCACCAUUGGUGGGUUGCCAGACCCCAGGACGAUCUUUGAAAUCGUCUUCCAGCUGCUGAACUAUUUCACGGGUGUCUUUGCUUUCUCUGUGAUGAUCGGACAGAUGAGAGACGUGGUGGGGGCCGCCACCGCGGGACAGACCUACUACCGCAGCUGCAUGGACAGCACAGUGAAGUACAUGAAUUUCUACAAGAUCCCCAAGUCCGUGCAGAACCGUGUCAAGACCUGGUACGAGUACACCUGGCAGUCACAAGGCAUGCUGGAUGAGUCUGAGUUGAUGGUGCAGCUUCCAGACAAGAUGCGGCUGGACCUUGCCAUUGAUGUGAACUACAACAUUGUGAGCAAGGUGGCGCUCUUUCAGGGCUGUGACCGGCAGAUGAUCUUUGACAUGCUGAAGAGGCUUCGCUCUGUUGUCUACUUGCCCAACGACUACGUGUGCAAGAAGGGGGAGAUCGGGCGUGAAAUGUACAUCAUCCAAGCAGGGCAGGUGCAGGUUUUGGGAGGCCCCGAUGGGAAGGCUGUGCUGGUGACCCUAAAAGCUGGAUCUGUGUUUGGAGAGAUAAGCUUGCUGGCUGUUGGGGGAGGGAACCGGCGCACGGCCAACGUGGUGGCCCACGGGUUUACCAACCUGUUCAUUCUGGACAAGAAGGACCUGAAUGAAAUUUUGGUGCAUUAUCCUGAGUCUCAGAAGUUACUCCGGAAGAAGGCCAGGCGCAUGCUGAGAAGUAACAACAAACCCAAGGAGGAGAAGAGCGUGCUCAUCCUUCCACCCCGGGCCGGCACCCCUAAGCUCUUCAAUGCCGCCCUCGCUGCCACAGGAAAGAUGGGUGGCAGGGGGGCGAAGGGAGGCCAGCUCGCCCACCUCAGAGCUCGGCUGAAAGAACUGGCCAUGCUGGAGGCGGCCGCCAGACAGCAGGAGCUGCUGGAACAGGCCAAGAAAUCUCAGGAGGCCGCUGGAGAGGCCGGCGCCGCCGCCCCGGACCAGCCUGCGCCCCCAGCGCCGGAGGAGCCCCUGGAUCCUCCAGCUCAACGCUCUCCACCACCUGUGUCUCCUGGGAGUCCCAAGGGAGGUACAGAGGAGUCCGCCAGGCCCGGGGAGCAGUCGGUGCGGAUCCACAUGAGCCCGGGCCCCGAGCCGGACGAGCAGAUCCUGUCGGUGGAGGUGCCCCAGGAGGGGCAGGAGGAGGCAGAGUGAGGCAGCCCGCAGCCCUGGCUGCAGUGGCUCGCGGUCAACCACCGUCCACACACCUGUCCAGACAUCAGCUUCUCCUUUUCUCGGGGCUGGUCAUGAGAUCAGCAUAUUUCAUCAAAUGUUCUUGCCCCUAAGUUCUCACUUGAGAAUCCCACCUUCCCCUGACUGUUACUGUUGUUUAAGAACAAAACUCUCUUUCUUCCACUUUUACAGUUCGUAGGCAGGGAUGGGACAGA
This is a messenger RNA of Nycticebus coucang (slow loris), 4158 nucleotides long. It is a transcript of the gene CNGB1, whose product is annotated as cyclic nucleotide gated channel subunit beta 1. Gene Ontology annotation, biological process: monoatomic cation transmembrane transport; retina homeostasis. Gene Ontology annotation, cellular component: intracellular cyclic nucleotide activated cation channel complex; plasma membrane; photoreceptor outer segment. Gene Ontology annotation, molecular function: intracellularly cAMP-activated cation channel activity; cGMP binding; intracellularly cGMP-activated cation channel activity. The transcript has 34 exons. The coding region runs from base 2 to 3925 and encodes 1307 amino acids. Lineage: Eukaryota; Metazoa; Chordata; Mammalia; Primates; Lorisidae. The record is from RefSeq and is a predicted model, not a curated record.